AUGGACCAAAUAUCAGACUCAGCCCAGGAUAACGGUGCACAAACGACACCAAAUACUCCAGAGUUGUUGAGUGACGAGAUUAAAUACCAUAAUAUCAGCUCACCGCCAUCGUCCAUCUCCACAAACACGCAUGAUAUCUCCCGCGCAAGGUAUCACAUGAAAGAGCUCGAGACUUUUGCAGCAGUAAAUUAUAUAGAAAAACAUGGAACGGAAGAUAAUCUUAUCAUCAUCUACUAUGGAGGUCACGCGAUCAUUAAUAAUUCUCGACAAACUACCUGGUCUUGCGAUCAGGAUAUUUCCCAUGCCUCUGUGCGCUGGUCAGCCAUUCAAAGUGUUUUCGAAGAGUCGAAGUCCGACGUGCUCUACCUUUUGGAUUGCUGUUCUGCUGCAGGUACAGCGCCUUCUGGUGGACCUGGUGUCAUUGAAACCAUUGCCGCCACCGAUUUCGAAACAUGGGCACCGGGUCCAGAUCGUCAUUCAUUUACUAAUGCUCUUCUUCACGUCUUAGAUGAUUGGAUGAAUCGAUCCUCAUUUUCGGCCGCUAUGCUUCAUAGCGAGAUUCUCUCUGUCUUCAAACACGAGAAGCUCCAGAAGAGUCAUCAUGGCGAUCAACACAAAUCAGAAAAUAGGAAGACCCCCAUUUACAUCCUUGCGUCCGAGGAUCCUAAAUCUCUGAGCAUUGAAAUAUGUCGACGUACUACUCCAGGGAAUAGUUGGGCUGGCACAUUGUCUCCCGGGAUGACGGAGGCUACAGACAUCUACUCCCCAGAAAAUUUGCAUGGACUGACGCCAGAGGGAAAGUUGGCUGUACCCCACGUGCUCAUAUCUAUUUCGUUGGAAGAGAACCAAUUAGUGGACGUGGAGGCGUGGCACAAAUGGAUUCGCCAAUUUCCUGCCUUGGCGCAAUUCGCUCUUGUGGAAGGAGUAUUUGCGAGCCAUUCUACUAUCAUUCUGCUGUCUUUACCAGUGCUAAUUUGGGACAUGCUUCCGGAAAACUUAGCUGUAUCUUUCGUGGCAUUCGUGGAAUCUAGAAAUCUUUUAUCUCAAAUAUCGGAAAAGUUAGGCGUGGAAGUUCCUAAACAACAGCAGUCGAAGGACUUUCGAGGUAGACCAGAUUCUGAUACGCUUCAAAUUCCACCUCCGUUGCCCCUCAUUCAGCAAAUCGAGCAAGCUCUCCAUAAACAAAAACAGCAAACAAUGAAGGAUUGGGAAACCCACUUUCAGAAGGAGAAAGUGCGUCUUGAAGCAAAAGUUCAAGAUGCUCGUGAUGACGCUCAGAAGAAAGAACUUGAAUUUUUUCAAGAGAGGAGUGCAUACAGAGAGAUCAUGGAAAGAGAUAUGAGGGAGGUGAAGAAGGAAAGCCAAGUUAUUAAGGAGGAAGCAAGAAGAGCAUGGGAAGAAUUGGGUCGAUAUGAGCACGAGGAAAGAGAAAGGACAAGAUUACUUAGGGAUGGUCAACCAAUCACCAUCGGUGGAAUUCAGGUUAUUCCCAUGGGCGAUACAGAAGAAUCAAUCUUCAAGGACGAAAGAGGGCGCGUUGGGGAUGUUGCUGCUUGGGUAGGCGGCGUCAAAUCGGAGACGUCCCAAGUGCCUAAAAUACGAGAAGGCUCGAGACCAAGAGGACCUCCAGAAGUACUACAGGAGCGACAAUAUCAUCAGCCCGAGUCUAUUCCCGUCACAAGACCAGAAUAUCCGACGAAGCACCUUCACGAAUCUCAUCCCAACCAUUAUAUUGAACAAUCAUCGCCAAUUCACCACAAACCCGGCGACGUACCUUUUGAUGUUUCACUGCCUUACCCGCCACCUGGUCUAGCCAAGCCAAAGUCCAAUGCAUCUCUCUCAAAAUUUAGAGAGAGGAGCAUUGCCUCAUUCAAAUCCAUCGCAAGCGGAGUGAUAUCACCACCGGAGAGCAUUGCAAGUGAAGAAAUGGACGAGUCAACCCAUGAAGAAUACGAAAGUGCUUUGAGUGGCGGAAAUGAUGACGAAGAUGGAUUAGGGAGAGGAGAUCGCGAUUCGGUGGACUAUCUGCAAGAAUUUCUGGACGCAGGCGACGAUGCACCAUGGAACUUUCCACGACAAAGUAUCAUAGAAGGUGAUGGUGCAGUACCUCAAGACAAUAGAGAUAGGGACCAUAAGGUGCCUGAGAAAGUUCUCGAUCCAGAUCAAAUCACCCUGGAGCCAAAAUCUUAUAGAUCUGAAAGUAAAAAAGAACCCACAAAGGCGAAAGACUCCGAGCCUACCGCUCUCCUUGAUUGGGAGAGGCGUGGGAUGCAGCAAAAGUUGGCUGAACAUGCGCUGCCGAGGCCAAGCCCAGAAACCGCAUUAGAGCCUACUAGCCCUGAACCUACGAAAGCCAAAGGUGUGGAUCCCUUUACCCUACAAGUCUUAGAGAAGGGCAUACCACAAGAGGUGGUCGAGCGAGUUUUACCAGGACAAGUUACUCCGCCUCGUAAAAGUCUCGAUCUUGCGUCAAGGACAGAUGUCGGUCCUUUGACAUUACAAGCACUAAAAACAUACGAGAAAUUACAGGAAGAGUUGGAGACUCAUCAAGCCACGAGACGACCGGUCCCGGAGCGGCCAGCCGACCAUAUUCCCAACAGACUUUCGCAUAUAACUGAAAGGGAUGGUGAUUGGGAACCCAAGAGUCCUGGCAAAUUAAGCGCAGUUGGAAGUCCACAGUCGAAGCGCAGGGACGAGAAGGUUGGGGACAAAAAGGCACUGGCUGCAGUAGAAGAGGCUAUCAAGAAACUUAUCAUACCCGAAAUGGAAGAGUUGAAGAAGGAGUCCGAGACGACAAGGAAAAUAUCGGACGGUCCUGGCACUGGCACUGGCACUGGCACUGGCACUGGCACUGGCACUGGCAUUGGCACUGGCAUUGGCACUGGCACUGGCACUGGUCCUGGGACUCUCAAAAUUCCUUGGGAUAGCGAUGAAAAGAGUGUGGGGAGGACUGAGUCAGUGAAACAUGGCAAAGGUAAAAGCAGCACAAAGAAAGCCUUCGAAGCGGUUGAGGAUGCUAUUAAGAAGGAAGCUGAGGCAUUGAAGAAGAAAGAAGAGGAAGAGGAGGAAGUGGAAGCUUUGAUGAAAUUGAGAAAAGAUCAGAAGGAUAGAAAACGCAAAGACGAGGAAAAGGAAAAACCCAAACGAGAGGGAGAUGAGAAGGAUGCCGCAAAAGGUUCUUCCGGUCGUGAUGUGGACCAUAAUGCUCAUAUCCACUUGGAACAAAAGCAUGCUGGCAAGGAAGUGUUGGUGGAUAGUGAAAAGGCUCUUUCGGCAGUUGAUGAUGCAAUCAGAAAACUAAUAGCCCCAGAGUUUGAAGGUCUCAAGAGAACGGAUUCCCACAAGAGUCAUAAAAGCCACAAAAGCUCAAAAAGCCAGAGACACGAGAAAUCUAAGAUGGGAGAGAACACAAUUCAGCAGCCACUCCCAAAACGUGAUGAGUCUCCGGUGAAGGAAAAAUUGGAAAAAGGUCAUCAGAGAAAACACUCGAUCCCAAAACCUGAUGAUGUUCCGGCUAAAGAGACGAAGGAAACGAAAUCGAAGUCACAAAAGGUAACACACGUCGAGCAACAGAGUGAAGAGGGAACAAACUCAAGCGCGCCUCCUCAUAAGGAAAAGAGUGAAAGAGGCCUGUGGUGGAUGGAAAGAAAGCCUCCCAACCAUCAACGAGAAGAACAAUCCCGGGAACAUUUACCGUCAUCAUCAUACUCACAAAAGGACAAAGGGAAAGCUCAAGACGUCCCCUUGGAUCCUGUUCCCACUCCACCUCUCGAGUUUUCACCAGGAGCAGAGGCCAAUGACGAGAUAGGUAUCCUACCUCGUGAAAUCGAUACUCACACUUGGCAAGGAUUCAAGUUUGCCAAUCGAGAUGUCACACCCUCCAUGUCCUCUCUACCAACCGCCAUUCCUCGUUCGAGUGUCAAUACUAGCACGUUUCCAUCCAGUCCUAACGAUCCAUGGUCUCAAUCGGAGCAUUCCUUCGGCACUAUGCUUCCACCUCGUACCUCACUAGACGGCACACGCGAUCCCCGCACCUCAUUAGACUUUUCACGCAACGAAUCGCCGCAUAGUCAACUCUCCUCUACCAGCAAUUUCAACGUCUACAGCCAAUUCCCACCACUUCCCGAAGACCGCGAACGUCCGCUUUCUACACCCACAAUUCCUACUCCCUUUGCAAGGGUACCCUCUCCCCCUUAUUCGCUUCCUCGCUUCAACCCUCACUACAACCCAAAUAAUCCCUACUCCCAAUUCGCCCAAUUCGAACAAUCCCUCUCAACACCCACUUUACAAAGAAUCAGUACCGGGUCAUCCUUCCACUCAUUAGACGACACGGCGCGUAGCAUCCACAAUAUUCCCAUCACCAGUCACCCACCUCCUGCGCCCGUAUUCGGUCCAUCAACACACAACCAACACGAACACCAACACCAACAUCAGCAUCAGCACACCCCCAUCUCCGUCAUCGAGCCCGACUCCAACCCCAAACACUCCUUCACCUUCACGACCGCCCCACACCCCUCCACCCACCAAUCCCCCCCAUUCUUCCCCGCCGAACUCCCCGCAUUCCCCCAUUCCGUCCCUCUAUCCCGCUCAAAUUCUAAUUCUAACGCUCAACCCUCACGUCAUCAUCUUCUACCUGGAGAUCGCGAUCGCGAUCGAGACCGAAGAGAAGGGAGAUUCUCAACUCAAGCUUCUUAUCCCACACAACCGCUCCCGUCGCCUUCUCCUUCGGAAACAGAAACGCUGUUGAAGAAUCUUAUAUUGCCGGAAUUGGAGACGUUGGAGAAGGGGGAAAGAGCUAGGAUGGAGGAGGAGGAGAGGAGGAGGAGGGAGUGGGAGAGGGAUUUUGGGAUUUUGUGA
Sclerotinia borealis F-4128 is the source of this 4857-nucleotide messenger RNA. Lineage: Eukaryota; Fungi; Ascomycota; Leotiomycetes; Helotiales; Sclerotiniaceae. The record is from the annotation of a GenBank genome assembly.